AUGUCGUGGAUCAUAGUGAGACUAUGCGAUGAAAAAAGAAGAAGAAUCAGGAAUCUUACUGAUGAUUUCUUGAAUGGGUUGAAGAAAAUAAAGAAUGAAGAAGAAGUAUUCUUUUAUUCAAAUUGGGAUGACAUUGAAAAGGUAAGAAUGCAUCUGAGAUUCCUAAGAACAUUGGUCCUGUUUGGGAAUUCCAGUUUGGACGAUGACUUUUAUGAGAGGAUGUCCAAAAAAAUAAACAAGUUGAGUGUUAUGACUCGAUCACUUUUCUCUCAAGAUAAAUUCAUCCAAGCGAAAUACAAGAUGCGAGGACCUCUGAUGGAAGAGAUGGAAAGUUAUUUACGUUUGAAGAAUGAUAAUUAUGUAGCAAUGAUCACAGAGGAGAAAAUGUUUGAAUACCUCUUCACAAACCUCCAUGAUCUACCAAACUAUUCUUCUUAUUUGUUUGAAUAUCUCCGUCGUCAAACUGACUACAAUAUUUUUCACCAAGUAUUCCGUCGUCUGACAGAUUUCUAUCCUAUCCUCCUGGCCAACAAAACAAUUACUACUCAAUAUCUCCUUCCUCGCUUCCAAUUCAUUGCUCAGACAGUUAUGCAAUUCUAUUUUGCUAUUUGGACUGGAAAGUAUAAACCACGUUAUGGUGAUGAUGAGUGCGCUUCCAAGAUCACUUCUCUACUCAUCGACAUAAUCCCUCUUGAGCUUGAGGUUCUAUACAUUUCUACUUCUAACCUCAUCAAAGAAUCAACGUCAAGAGAACUAAAACGGUUUGUCAAGCAAAUCGUAAAAGCAUCUCCAAGGAUUCUUCAAAAUUGUCUCAUUCAUCUCCAAGGACGCAUGGCUGCUGCUGUCAAUUAUGCUCCAACUCAAAGCAUUAAUGUCAUGAUCGAGUUCCUAUUGAUCUUUCUCACUGAUAUACCAAAGCGAUUUAUCCAUCAUGAAAAAUUGAACGAUAUGUUGGCACAUGUCGCACUACUUACAAGGAAGAUAUCUAUUCUGAUGGAGGAGAGCUCUGAGAAUAAUAUCAAUGAAGCGGACUUUUCCGCUCCAGACUUGUUGCAAGAAAUUGAACGAAUGAAGGGAGAUAUCAAACAGAAUUUUUUGAAAGCCCCGGAUCAGUCAUCUCAACUUUGCUUUCCUAUGGAUGAUGGUUUACUCUUCAUGAAUCUUCUACUCAGACAUUUAAAUGAUUUGCUCAUUUCCAAUGCUUAUUCAGUUUUUUUGAUAAAAAAAGAAAUUGGGAUGGUGAAAGAAAGCCUUGAAUUCCUAACAUCAUCUUUCAGGCAAACAUUGGAUGACACUAGUGGAGUAGUUAAAGAUUGUUGGUUGCGUGCUUUAGAUGUGGCAUAUGAGGCAGAACAUGUUAUUAAUUCCAUUCUUGUCAGAGAUAAAGCUCUCUCGCAUCUCCUCUUCUCACUUCCGAAUGUCACUGAUAAGAUCAAGCUUAUCGUCGCAGAAGUCACCAGUUUACAGCUGGAGGAUAAGAAUGGGGAUCACCCCCUUGAUGCAAAGUCUUUCGUCGAGCCAAUUGAGUCAACCUCAUCACCUUUUGUUGAGGUAACAGUAGGUCAUGAGAAAGAAGAAUCCCAGAUCAUUGCCCAGCUCCUUGAUGAACAUGAAUCUGAGCUUGAUGUCAUUUCCAUUGUCGGAAUGCCAGGACUCGGUAAAACUACUCUGGCCAACAAAGUGUAUAACAAUACAUUAGUUACUACUCAUUUCAAUGUUCGUGCUUGGUGCACUGUUUCCCAAAAGUAUAACAAGUCAAAGGUGUUGGGGGAGAUUCUUCAGCAAGUUACUGCCUCAGGAGGAAAAGAGAGUGAGGAUGACCUUGCUGAAAAGCUACGAGUAGCACUGUACAAUAAAAGGUACCUCAUCGUUUUGGAUGAUGUGUGGGAUAUUGCAACAGGGGAGAUGUUAAUAGCAUGUUUUCCAAAGGUUGAGAGAGGAAAUAGAAUUAUCUUAACUAGCCGAAGUAGUGAGGUAGGUUUGAAAGUUAAAUGCCGUAGUGAUCCUCUCCGCCUUCAACUUUUAACAACUGAAAAAAGUUGGGAGUUAUUCGAAAAAAGGGUAUUUGGAGAAGGAAGCUGCCCUGCUGAACUGUCAGAAGUUGGACACCAAAUAGUUGACAAAUGUCAAGGGCUUCCUUUGGCUGUUGUUUUGAUUGCUGGAGUAAUUGUUAGAGGAAAGAAAAAGGAAAAUGAUUUGUGGCUUAAGAUUCAAGAUAAUUUGGAUUCGUUUAUUUCUGCCAACAUCAAUUUGCAGAUGAUGAAGGUUAUGCAAUUAAGUUAUGACCAUUUACCAUGCCACCUGAAGCCGUUGUUGCUUUACUUUGCAAGAUGGCGAAAGAGCAAACGAACUCCAGUGUCUAAGUUGAUGCAGUUGUGGAUGGCUGAAGGGUUGGUGGAUCAUGAUAUCCCAUCCAAGUGUAGUUUAGAGGAAGCAACUCAAAGAUACUUGGAUGCUUUAGUUUCCAGUAGCCUGAUAAUUGUGGAUCAUAUGUUCUACAAGAAGAAUAUGCCUUUUUCUGUUAGGAUCAAGGUUUGCUAUGUGCAUGAUGUUGUGCACGAUUUUUGUUCAGUAAAAGCCAGAAAGGAAAAAUUUCUCAAGUUAAUGAAUCCAGGUGCUCGAUUUCAUGCUUCUGAUUUCCUACAUCAUCGUCUAAUCAUUCAUACUGACAACACCCAACUCCACAAAAAAUGUGAUUUGUUCAAGUCUAAAAGGUGUUCAGUUGGUAGUAAGCAUCUCAUAUCUUUGAAAGUUAGCGGUUCGCUUCUCUACUCCAGCUAUAUCUGUCACACAAGACCCUUUGGACUUGUUAGAGUACUGCAACUGGAUAGCAUUGAGUUGAAAGAUUCUUUAAUGGAAGAAAUAGGCUCCCUAUUUCAUUUGAGGUUCUUAAGGAUUCUUACUCUUGAUGUAAAAGCUAUCCCAAUGUCGUGGUUGAACCUCCAGAAUCUGGAAACUCUGUUGAUCAGUACUGGAGAUUCCACCAUGGUAUUACUGCCCAGAAUAUUAAAACUGUCAACGCUGAAACAUGUGAAAAUUGACACGAGUUCUUUCUUUGAAGAGGAAGAGGAAGUGAAAGAGGAAAAGGAUGAGGACUGGGACAAUAUUAUGCAUCAACCAAGUAGAAUAUUGGAAGCUGAGAAUUCAAAGUUAGAACACUUGAAAACUUUAUCCAAUGUUGUAAUCUCAUAUACUGAAGCCACGAGUGAUGUUCUUGAGAAGUUUCCAAAUCUUCAGCACCUUGAUUGCACCAUCAAGGAACCGAUAGAUCCUCCUACACACCGCGAUUGGUUUCCCAAGUUUGAUGUCCUUAAUAAACUUGAAUCACUCAUUGCAAUGUAUGAGAACGCCCACUAUCCUAACAAAAUCCGACAACCCAAUGAAUAUUACUUCCCUAACUGCUUGAAAGAGUUACGGUUGGCUGGUUUUUCCCUGAGACCUGAUUUGUUGUCAGCAAUCGCGACAUUGCCUCAGCUUGAAAUUCUGGAGUUUGUAAGCUGUAAUUUCGUGGAGGACAAGUGGGAUGCAAGUGAGCACAUCUAUCAACGUCUGAAGACUUUGUCUAUGCGAGUGGUCAACCAUUCGGAAUGGGAAGUUGACACGGAAACCUUUCCCAAGCUUGAGGAAUUAAUACUAGAACAAUGUUACAAGCUUAGGGAGAUCCCUUGUGCAUUUAUGGAUAUACACACUUUAAAGUCCAUUCAUUUAAUUAAUAUUAAGCAUGAGCUUGGAGAUUCAGCCAUUGAGAUUAAGAAACAGGUAGUAGAUUUUGCAGGAGAGGACAGACUUCAACUCCAUAUAGCAGAUGUAUAUGAAUAA
This is a messenger RNA of Solanum stenotomum, 3819 nucleotides long. RefSeq names its product putative late blight resistance protein homolog R1A-3. The transcript has 3 exons. Gene Ontology annotation, biological process: defense response to other organism. Gene Ontology annotation, molecular function: ADP binding. The record is from RefSeq and is a predicted model, not a curated record. NCBI's taxonomy places the organism in Eukaryota, Viridiplantae, Streptophyta, Magnoliopsida, Solanales, Solanaceae. The coding region runs from base 1 to 3819 and encodes 1272 amino acids.